AUGUGGAUUCCUCCAGGUGCCCUCGCAUCGUCGACUGGAGGGGUGAAAUCCCAGAACAGCGCAGACAGAAUUUCGCCUUCGGAAAUUGGCUACAAAGCAGGCAAAUCGAAUUUCUCGCGAAAGGUCAGACCCUUCCUCCGAGAGGACCAUGAGGAGAGGUCAUCCGCGGCCCGCCCUAGAGCCAUAACGAAACACUUCUUCGACACUGGCCCCAAUGUCCGGACGACAGUUGGUUGCGACAGGAAAAAUUAUAGGAAGACCAAAUCAAGAAAGGUUUAUCAUCCGCCGAUGGAGAAUCAGACGUGUCCUGGGUUGACACUUGAAGAGCCACAAUCUCCUUCCUUUCCCCCGCGUGCCCGGGAACGGGUCGAUGACCCGAUUUUCCCGUUCGCUCGAGUUCGAGCCACAUUUUUCAUGCCUUAUCUACGUCACCGUGCUUCUAUACGCAGCGAAAAGAUUAACAUCGUAGUUGCCAUACCGCAAGAUGCCGAAGAUCGCCCUGAGCCGCUUGAAUUGUGGUGUAGUUCAGAGCUCAGAGCCCCUGGACAGGGUCAAAGAUUGCCAGGCUAUCUUUACAUGACGCUCGAGCCUCGCAACGGCGGGGAGCCUGACUACAACUUGCACCAUCGGAACUCGCCCGCAAGAUGGAACAGAAUCUACCAGGUCGUUAUCCUAGAGUAA
Molecule: messenger RNA, 681 nt
Organism: Coprinopsis cinerea okayama7#130
Lineage: Eukaryota; Fungi; Basidiomycota; Agaricomycetes; Agaricales; Psathyrellaceae
Exons: 6
Coding region: 1-681 (226 amino acids)
Source: RefSeq, a predicted model, not a curated record